This is a messenger RNA of Lactuca virosa, 804 nucleotides long. Lineage: Eukaryota; Viridiplantae; Streptophyta; Magnoliopsida; Asterales; Asteraceae. The record is from the annotation of a GenBank genome assembly.
AUGAUGUAUCUAGUGUCUACUUGUUUCUUCUUGCAUUUGUUUUGUGUUGAAACUAAUCAAAAGCAUUCCAUAUUAUUGAAGACUCAAGACAACAUCAAAGAUUUAGGAUACUGGCUAUCACCAACUUCAACUCUUUUGUUCCUACUACAAAGUACAAUCAAAGCAAGUGGUUCACCUUAUAAGUCUCUACAUCGUAAUCGCGGUUCACCUACCACAUUGUUUGGUAGAAUGACACAAAAAAGUUUAUUUAACCUUGAAGGUUUCUAUUUUGUGGUGCUUGGAAUCAUUUUGUUAGGAGCUGGUUUCGGAUAUUGGCUGGUGAGGAAAUAUAUUAUUUCUGAAGAUGGAGAAGUUGAUGUUGGAGUUGCAAUCACAUGUAUUAUCCUGAGCACGAAAGACACCCCUUUGGCAAUGGCUACAGUGGGGUCUUAUUUGGGUGUAUACUACAUGAUCACGAAGAUUGUAAGGAAAAUGUCAUGUAGGAUCUAUGCAACCCUCAAAGAGCUCAGCCUUGCCCUAAAGUUGCUUAUGAAACAACAACUGCUUUGCAGAUUUGCUCUUGAUAUUGACCUUGAUGCUCCAAAAAUUAGAAUUCCUAUAAGAUUAAAUGCCUCAUCAAAGUAUAACAGUCAUUUUCGUUUGGAUUUUGGUCAUUUUACAUUGAGGAAAGAGCUCCUUCUACCUACAUUCGUCUCCAUCUUUCUCAUCGUCCCUUCACUAAUGCCGGUGAAAACCCCAAUACAAUUGGACCAGAUCAUCAAGCUGUAUGAAAUCAAGCCGAUGCCAAAAAACCAUCAAGCUUGA